UUUAUGCCCAACGGAUGCACUUUUGGGUCCUUCGCGGUAGUUUUGCGCGUCUCGUCGGUCGGAUUUUCCCACGGUUGAGUUUCGCCGAUUGGCGUUGAUCGCGCGUUAAAGUUGCAGUUUGCAGUUUUGUAUGCAAGCAGAAAAAAAUCAUCGCUCACCGAAGGGGUGGAACAGGUGCCGUGUGUAAUUAGCCGUGAUUGCAUCGAUAACUGUCCGGGCGAUUGAUUGCAGGGGUGGGAGUGCCGUGUGAUGUGAAGGAGUUGCGAUUUUUUUUUUAUUUCUAUUUCCUGGCAUAAUAAAUGCAGCAAAGCUUCCCAGCACGGGGUUUGUGAAGUUUGUAAAGUUUGUUUCGGGCGUUGGUAGGUACCGAGGAAUAGAGCGCUGUAAGUGUAGGGAAAGUGUGUGUAGGUGCGAGCGGUCGUGAGAUGGGAUGGUUAUUAAAUCGAUGACAUCGGUGCUGGUGGUAUCUGCUGAUGCUCUGCGGCUCCGCUGGUGAUGAUAAUGGAUGCUUGCUGCUGGUGUAGCAUGUUAUCCCUGGUGAGAGUGGACCUACGUGGUUAUACAUAGUUCGGAGGCUGCUCGGUUAGUAAAUGGAUCCUUCCGCCCGUUCGACAUCGGUCGUUCGAGUUCGUACACAAAAGUGACACCGUUCGGGUGACUAUGAUAACAGUUGUUAGUGCGUAAAGCUUAAGCUCAGCUGGUGCACAGUCGAUGGGAUAUAGUCGUGCUUUCCGUGUGUGAGAUAUUUGUGAACAACGUUAUUGCUAUCAUUUGGGAAAUCGGCUCUCGAUACGGCCAGUGCAUCGAUGGCCUAAUAUUUGUGGUCAAUGGAGAACCCUUCGCUAAACAGAGGAUUAUGUUAGUAGCUUUAAUUUAUCGUACCGAUUUGCAGGCAAACGAUCCGAAACGAAUGAAGGCAACCGCAGGUGCAAGUGCUUCUGUAAAGUGCAUCAAUUGAACCAAAAUAUCGCUGGUCGUACGGCGAAUCUAUUGCAGCUAAAAAUACCAUCAGAACUAUCUUCAAAACAAAGUUUCCAACAACAAUAAAUAAAAUAAACCAAAAAGCAUCCCCUAUAGGUCUCCCAUCAGGGUGCCAAAAAUGAGACCAAUAAUGAAUACCGCUGAAAAGAUAAAAAUUAAUUUAUAUUGUGCCUCGGCAGUGGGCCAAGCGAGCGAGCCAGGCACAAAAAAGGCGAUAAAAAGUGAUGAAAAUUGAUUGUCCGCACCCGCAGCAUCCUCCACCGUCAUCGGUCUGUGAGUCGAGAGCGAACAUCGCGGUUCAAAGUGCUGCGCGUGUUUUUGCGUGUGAAAUUGGUUGAACUUCCGAGCCCCGCAGCACGCCCGUGGAUCGCAAAGGCUAGCCGGGUUUGGUCUAUCUGCGCCGUGAUAGUGAGUGUUGUUCAUAGAACAGAAAAUUUCGUGCUGCUGGCAUCGUACUAAGUGUGGCGUAGACGCUGGUUCUAUCUGACGGCGCGGCGGCAUAUUGUGGUACCAGAGACCGGAAGUGGUCGCCGGAAAAAAAGAACCAGCUUCCUAUGAACUUCAACCAUCCGAAAGCGUCCGCUGUCGGGCUGUGAGAGAUAAAAAAAAGUGAAAAUGGAAUACUAUCGUAAAACAAGCGGGUAGCAGGUUUCCGGAAAAUUUGCUGCUGCACGAAAAUAAAAAAGCGAGCAGCCAAACUCAGCAGGACGGCGGCAACCGAGGAUCUCCUAAAAUUAAGCGGUGUUACGCCGUAUAAUGAAAAAGUUUCUCGUACCACAGCCGGCCACAGGCUGCUGGAUGCUGGAACGAUGUCCACAAGCUUUGGCAGUUGGCGACAGCAGCAGCAGCAGCACACUUUCAGGACCGCAGCUUUGAAUCAAGGACUCCGAAGGCCACAGUCCCUUUCACAGUAGAUAGGAAGCGAGCGCGUGGCAAGAUUAAAGCAGGCGAAUGAUACAACCCAACAACAAAGAAAGAAAAAAAACAAACAAACAAGAUAAGAGCUAACUCGGUGAGCAAAAAUUCAAGCGCGAAAUUGCAAGUGAUGGUAUUAUUGGAAUAAUUUAUAAUAAUAUAAUCCACUUUAUUCCCGCCUGGAUGUUGAAGUAAAACGAUGGCAAGGUUAAGCGAAAAAAAUGUUCCAACGAUGGAAAAAGUUGCCGAAGUGGUGAAAUAGACGUAAAUUUUUGUGUAGAGCAGCAGCGGAAAGUUUAAUCACCUAUUUUGAAACACAAAAAAAAGAAGCAAAAAGUAUUAGAAGUGAGGGUGUAUAUAAAAUAUCAGAUGCAAUUUUUUCCGAAACAGUUUGAGUUUAAACUUUGAGUGAAAUAUUAGCAAAGUGCGCGCACAGAGGGCAAAAGUUUCUGGGGGUAAAGUGCUGGAAUCAAGAAGCUGCCACCGUGAAAGUGAGAGUGACGUUUGAGCUUCGCUUCGAGAUGAUGGUGUUUCGGGGAGUUUUUGUGCAAAAGUUCAUUAUGGUAAUUUUUCGGGCAGGUGGCCUUGGAGCGAGAAAGUUUUGAAAUUUUCCGGGCCAGCAAACAACGUAAACUAAUGUUCUUUCAUCUGCCCGGGCCGCAGCAAGAAUAGAGGGUCCCACACAGCGCAGUGUACACAGCAGUGUUCCAUACCGAAGCGGUGUGUGCCGAAUAUCUCGCUCCGAACCGAGGCGAGUCUUUGCCGCCAUGAAAGUUUACCGAAGAGGCAAGAUGGCGUGCCUGAAUGAAUGUCCUGUCCAGGUGUGCUUCCUGCUGCUGGCCGCUAUUGUACAUCUGGCAACGAGUGUUAAAGAUGUGCCCCUCGUCACCAUGGAAGCGGUGGUCGGCGAGACCAUCUAUCUUCCCUGCAACAUCAGUACCCACGAGCCGGGAGACAAUGUGGUGCUGGUUCUCUGGUACCGCGAAGAUAAAGGAUCGCCCAUCUACAGCGCCGACACCCGGGGCCGGGACGUGACAUCGGCCAAGCGCUGGUCCGACGACGCCGUGUUCGGCAACCGGGCGUACUUCCUGUUCGAGAAGCAACCGGGCGAGCUGGCGGUUCAGAAUGCCCGCGAUACCGACGGCGGUGUGUACCGGUGUCGGGUGGAUUUUAUCGUAGCACAAACUAGGAAUAGCAUCGUAAAUUUAACAAUAAUUGUACCACCGGAGCGGGUGGUGAUACGUGACCAAGUCGGUGCGGAACGGACGACGGUAGCCGGUCCGUACAGUGAAGGAGACAUCAUCAAACUGCGCUGUGACGUGUACGGUGGACGGCCCACACCGGCGGUCAGCUGGUACCGGGAUGGCGUUCCACUGGUGGCCGAAACCAAAUAUAUGGCCCUCGGUAAACAUCUCCGCAGCGAGAUCGCACUGGGACCACUGACCCGGCAGGACCUGCACUCGAAGCUGGUGUGUAAGGCUAACAACCACGUACGGGCCAGCCCGGUGGAGCAGUCCGUCCAAAUCGAUAUGAACUUUGCUCCUUUGAACAUAAGACUGAUUGGUGCUCACCAGCCACUGUCGGCCGGCCAUCGGUACGACCUUCUGUGCCAAAGUGCGGGUUCCCGGCCUGCCGCCUCCAUCACCUGGUUCCUGGACGGGGUUCGGCUCGACAAAAGCAAAGAGACGACAUCGGCCGAUGGAAACCAAACCACUAGCACCCUGUCGAUUAGUCUCAACCGUACCGAUGCGGGCAAGUAUCUGUCCUGCAAGGCGUACAACACCUACGUGCCAUCCGAUGCGCUCGAAGACGGAUGGCAGCUGGAUAUACAACAUGUUCCUGAUGCUUUCGUGCGGCUGGGAAGCUCACUCGAUCCGGAUUCCAUCCGAGAGGGCACCGACGUCUACUUUGACUGCAUCGUGACAGCCCAUCCCGCUGUCUACAAGGUCGAAUGGAAACAUAAUAACAAAACACUGCCGCACAACAUAUCGCAGGGUGUCAUCAUCAGCAACCACUCGCUGGUGUUGCAGGGAGUCUCGAGGACCACCGCCGGGAACUAUUCGUGCGUCGGAUUCAACGCAGAGGGCGAAGGCAGCAGUCCCGUGUUCCCUCUGAACGUGAUGUAUGCGCCAACGUGUGCGCCUAACCAGCAGCGAGUUUACGGCGUUGCCAAACAGGAGAACGCCGAGAUCCGAUGCAUCGUUGAUGCUAAUCCGCCCGAUGUGGAGUUCAAAUGGACGUUUAAUAAUUCAGCCGAGAGUAUCGAUGUACAGGCGAGCCAUAUUUCACGACUAGGAACCUCGUCCGUGGUCUCGUACACGCCGAUGACUGAAUUAGACUACGGUACGCUGCUCUGCGUGGCCACCAACCGGAUCGGCAAACAGAGGCAGCCCUGCGUGUUCCACAUUAUUGCCGCAGGUCGACCCGACCAGGUGCACAACUGCACAUUGGCGAAUGUCUCCAUGACAUCAUUGCAAGUCCGAUGCUUCGAAGGUUUCAACGGAGGACUGGCGCAAUCGUUCUUCCUGGAACUUCGGGACACCCAGUCGCAAGAGGUACGCUUCAACAAUACCUCACCGGUGCCUCGGUUUGCGGUGCCGAAUCUGCACCCCAGUGCGAUCUAUCAACUGGCCGUGUACGCAUUCAAUUCCAAGGGCAAGUCCGAACCGUACGUGAUGAGUGCCGCCACGCAGCGGCUUCCGGAGAAGCAAAUGAACUCGGAGAAAGCAGAGCGUCCCCGAUCACCACUGCCUCUGACACCGACCCUUUCGAUUGCUAUUGGACUAGGAGCGGCCGUGCUCAUUGGAAGCUGUGCCAUUGUGUUGGCCCUGAAAUUUCCCUGCGGUGCCAGCCGCCGGCGGAACAAGGAGACGGCCCAAAGCACUACGGUGCGCACCUCCUCACCCGGGCCAAGCGAUAAAAGUGUGGCCAGCAAGGAUUACGAUGGGAACGAGAGUGACGAGAAGAAUCCGGACGUCAUUCCGGAUACGAUCGAUUCGGAUGAUCAGAUGGAGUACAUCCGGCGGCGUCAGCACAUAUCCACGAUUGACACCAGCAGCCCCAGCCGGUUGCUGUUGACCACGACGGCACAGAGUCAAAGUUUCAUGGGUUCAACGAUGGCCCUGCAGCACAGCAAUCACUCCGCCAGCUUGGGCUACUGCACCUUGCGGAACGGCGUACCACAGCCCGCCGUUGCUGGCUCGGUGACCAACGUGUCCAUGAGCCACGUGCCAAAUAGCUUCAGCCAUGCGGGAUCGCAUGUCACCUGUACCCUUCCGAGACAUCCGAUCGGCACGGGAACCAUCAAUCCGGCCGGUGGCGUCGGCCACCAUUGGCCCUCGUACGGGGGCACAAUCGCUGGAGUCCGCAACAUGACGGCCAUCUCGGUGAGCAGCAGCCCACAGGCCGUACCGCCACCACCAUCCACGAUAGCGAUGCAACACCUGGGAGGACCCCAGCCGAGGGCCCGGGUCUGUAUAGGACUACCGGAGGAUGACGUAUCCGCCGACACGCCGCUCAUGGUAAAACGCGAAAGCACCGUAUGACUAUAGGAAUCUCGCAGGGUCGGUGAUACGGCCCUGUGAGGCUUGCUUUCUCCGAAUGCACACACGCGUCACACGAGGACUGGAGAAGUGGCAGGAAAGAAGCACGCAUGAGACUUAAACAAUAAUUAGACAUUGUUGGAAACGGAUUGAGAGAGAUUAUUGAAUUUUCGGGAAGUUUAUGAAGGUCGCCCCACACACGCAUAGGGGAACCAUUUUUCUCCAUAUUCUAUCGGGAGGAACACUAUUUCUUUGUUUACGUUCUCAUUUCCGACUGUUUUCUAGAACAAAAAGAGCAUAAGUAAAAAAUAACGAUGUUAUUUAUCAUUAUAUCAUUUUGUGAUAUGAACGCUGUGAAAUAAUCAAAUCGAUAUGCUCAAUUUUGAGUGCGAAUUAAUGCCGAAAGGUCGAGUGGCCAAAGAGCGCUUCGGUAAGUACUGUUAAUUUCGGCCCUGGGCUGUAUAAAAAAUCAAACCGAAGAAAAAACGAACGACAAACGGCGCAUAAAGCAAAUCUGUAAAUAAUAAUCUAGUUUAUGACCAAUCUCCGAAUCUUCGCUUGGAUGGAUUCCGUGGUUGUUGCUGAUAAAAAAAGAGACAGACAGACUGGUAGACUCGGAGCCGAAGGUAGGGUGUCACUGCGGGAUGCUCGAUUUUCUCUCGUAAAUGUGUAGUUUUCAUAUUUAAGAAAGGAAACUUGCUUUAGAAAUUCAACAUUCAACGUUGAGAAAAAGUAAAAAUUGGCAGGUGGCAACCGUUGAAAGUCGUGUCCUUUGUUGAAACUUGUUCAUACUUAUAUCUCCUUCAACCUUUCAUUUACUAAUCUAUCCCACAUGUUUCUCACCCGAAAUCAAUAGGCCUAUUCUUACCCGCCGUGCACAUGACGAAAGUCAGCAGACAAUCCGUAAAUUAAAGGCAUAAUCGAGUCGUAAAAAAACCCACACACACACUAUCGAGCAGCGUCACCCUACCUCAAGGUCACCAUCUUUUAGUCUGUUUCGAAAUACAUACCAUGUACAUAAAUAGAGAAAAAAUCACAACAGCAAACAUCCCCAACAGGCGAGGGCUAGGUAGGCUACGCGGAAAAGCACAUCCUUCCAUACGGAGGAACUUUUUUCCCGUCUGAUUUGAUUCCGCGUGAACGAAUGUGGCUCGCCUCGCGUCUCAUCUCGUGUCGCAACCGAACCAAAGCGAGAUGGGCUGAAAGGAGAGGGGAAAUAAAAGGAUGCUUCGGUUGAUUGGGAUUGGAUUGGGUGGAAGGAAAAUGGAUGCCAAAUCCAGUAAAGAUUCCGUUCUCCCUACCCUCGACGGGGACCGAGGGUCAGUUAGUAUAGAAACGGGCGCAAAAAGGAGAAGAGUUAAUUUAGUUUUAGCUAGAAAAUACAAUUUAACGAUGUGCCCGGUGGUAGUUGACUGGGUGUAGGUAUGUGGUUCCGGUGGUUGACAAAGGCGGAAAAAAUGGAUCCUGAUGAGGCGGAACGAUUGGAGCGUUCAGAUCGCCUGGCGCUUGUUAGUAAGGGAGUUAUUGUCGUUUUCUCACUCCCUUUUUAGUUUUUCCGUCGGAGGGUUACUUGGUUCUUAUGAUAUCAGAAGUGUGCUUUAUAUAUUUUAAUUUAUACGUUGACAGAAUUUUUUACAAAAUGUUUAAGAGGUUUAUGUUUUUAACCGGCAUUUACGUUGAGGAGUGUUUCAGUUCCUUUCAGUGCUUAUGCGCUCCAUGCUCAUUUUUAAUCCAACUAAUCAUAGUCGUAACACAAACACCUGUGUGCGUAUCUAAUACUGUAUUUCAUCAAUCUCUUCUAUCAUACUGUUUAAACAACAGUAUAGAAGGAAUUCAAACAGAUGGGUUUAUACGAGGAAAAAAUUAUGUUCUAAGACUACAUGCUUCGAGUCCUUCGAAGCUUUCAAUUACCAACGCAUCGAAUGAUAAAUAUCCCAAAACUAUUUUUUCAGUGGGAAAAAAAUUCAUCAGCACGUCCAGACUAUUAGUAUGGGUCGACUUCAUGCAACCCAAAACUAUACGCAAACAAUUCUCAUCACCAUGAUAAAGUGAUAAUCUACUAAGUCUACAAUCUAUUUUUGCCCGAGUCAUAGCUAAAAGCGAGCAAAGUGAACGACAAUUAGCAGCCUCUCCAUCGAGCAGCUCCGUCAUGAGUGAAUUUGAUUAAAAUGGGUCGUUCUAACCUAAUACUACGGACUUCUGAUUUCGCGCUAUAUCUUUUAUGAGGUGGAAUAUUUUUUGACGGUGAAAAUUAAGCUAACGGCUUCUAUCCAGUUUCAUCACCUACGCCAUUUAGUAUUGAUACCAUUCAUAAAAAUGAGAUAGAAUAUCGAGAUGCCCAGGAAGAAAUAUUGCAAAAUGCCUGCUCUACAACUUUGUGGAAAACACCUAAUUUUUAUCUCUCCGUUGAAUAGUUAAUUUCAGCGCCAUCAAUGCUGCCACAGGUGGAACUAAAAUUUUCUAACUCAGACUUCACUUCACCACAAGUUUAUAAACUUCUUUUAACAAAGCCGGAUUGACUAGCAGUCUUCGACAAAGUUGUACACAAUUAAAAUAUCUUUCUUUUUUUCACGUACGGUGAUAAUAUGAUACAAACAGUUGCAUCUAGCAUCGAAAAUGCGGGCUAGUGGGUUUUCUCCAUGUAAAUUGUCGAAAAAUCCCAUACAAACUUCAGGCACGUUGGUCCGGUAGCUAGAGUUGUCCGUUUUGCUUCAAAUUUUGCGUAAGAUCUCCUGGUUGGACUAGGAAUCGACUUAGGGGUGGGCCGAUAGGGAUCAUUUUUUCGUAUCACUCUAGUAAAGAGCUUUAGGACCAACAGCUUAAGCUUUUUUCUUCUAUGAGCUUUGUAACGGAUAAUCGAUCAUAACAUCAGGUACGCUAGUUUAGUUGAAUAUCCACUGCAAAAAUACAACAUGCCUAUUAGUGUGAGAAAUUUACGAUCACUCGGCUUCACGAUGUUGUUUACAACAUUGAAAAGGCCUUCUCGCUCAACCAAUCUAGCUUGGAUGUAUUCCUAGAUAGUGAGGGUGCUUUCGACAAUGUGUUCUCCCGAGCAGUCUGAUAACAAAUUGAGAACUAAACUUGAUGUUGUGAUGUAGUAGGGAAUGAUUGCUCAGGUUGUUAUCAUUUUGGUCGUUUUAACGGUUAAAAGAUCAAAAUCGAAAGCAGAAAAAUUGCACUAUGAUAUCAAACAGAAAACUAUUUAUGCUAUCAGAGAAAGCAAAUUGAAAACUCAGAAAUAUUUCAUUGAAAACAAAAUAAGUAAUCAAUUUGAUGUUUGUCAAAGAAAUAGAAACAAACAUUUUUUUCUAAAAAUGUAAGCACAUCAAAAUGAGAUCAAAAUAUGAUGUCAUAUCUGAAAAAGUUUUAACUGAUAUCAAAAUAAGAUUUCAAUUUGAUGCUUGAUAUCAAAAUAUGUUGUCUAUUUGCUGUAAUUUUGAUGUUGGACUUUUCUCGGGCUUCCAGUCUAGUCUGGAAGCGAUACACGGUCAUGGAGUAACAGCAUGUAUCUUGGGGCUGGAUAAACGCAAUGCUCAGUAACCGCAUUCUUUUCUCGUCACUGAGACAGCCAGAGCUAAGGAAAAAUAAGUAUUUGCGGUCUUCAGGGUGGUGAUCUGUCGCCGCUGCUAUGGAACUUGAUUACCGACGGAUUGUUGAGGAAACUCAAUGAGCAUGGAUUUCCUACCUACGGGUUAGCUGACGAUUACCAAAUACUAAUUACUGGGCUUUGCACCGGAACAAUCUUUGAUUUAAUGUAACAAGCAUUAAGAGCUGUCGAACAGUGGUGCCGACGAGGUAAAUGGUCAGUUAAUCUAAACAAAACUUCAAUGUAAGAAGCGAAUAACAACCGGAGUUCGCCCUUUGCAGUUCCUUGGUUCUUAACUACUGAGUACAGAUCAAAUCAAAUACGCUGGAGUUAUAUUGGAUUCCAAACUAAUCUGGUCUGCUCACAUUGUUUUGAGAGUAAAAAAGCGUGCAUGGCCUUCGGGCAGCGCAGACGAACUUUUGUUAAGACCUGAGGUCUCAAACCCAUCAUCUAUUGGAUUUACAUGACAAUUGAAUGUCUAAUACUGUCAUGCAGAUGCCUUGGGGGUGGUGUAGGGAAGAGGUGAUGACGAUUCAGUCACAGCUAAAACAUUUGCGAAAAUGGCACUCAUGUCAUUGACUGGUGCUUUCACCACAACUCCGACUGCUGUCAUGAAGGCCCUCCUAAAUAUCUAUUAAUCACACAUACACCUUUAACAAGAAGCAUACAGACUUCAGGUUACUGUGUUGUGAAAUAGUAACAAUGCUGAUCAUACUACCAGUCAUACACGACUAUGGUCACAUAUGGUUACAUGGGGUGCAGAUAUUCUCUUGUUAAUAUGUAAUUUUUCUUACAGAAUCUUCCAUGUGAAGAUUCCUUUUCGAGAGGAGUGGUAGUCUGGCUAUUUGGAGAGACAACAACAAACGCAAAUGACCUGUUACACUGACGGCUCUCUGAUAGAGGAACGUACUGGUGCUGGUGUCUACUGUCGUGAAAUGAGAUUAAAACAGUCUCACUCGCUAGGUAGAUACUGUACUGUAUGUCAAGCAAAAAUCUUCGUGUAUUUACGGGUCCUUCAAAAAACUUGUCCAGCAAAGUUAUAAACAUCUGCUCCGAUAGUGAGGCUGCAAUCAAGGUCCAUAGCUUCACCACAAUAGAUCUAAAUACUGGAUGCAGUGGUUCAUCUCCUACAAAAAAAGAGAAGCUCUUAGCUAGGAUAAAUCACGAUCCAAGCUAACGAUCGCAUGGCUAACCCAAAUCGAAGAACUAAGCAUUGCCAACACUUCUACCUUGUCUGGGUACCCGGAUAUUCCGGUACUACUGGAAAUGAAGGGGUAGACGCAUUGACCAGGGCCGGUACAGCGGAUGACUCCUACUGGUCCUGAGCUCGCCCUGUCAAUUCCGACAAGUUGGAUAAGAGAAAAAUGACGGUCCUGGGCUUGGUCCGAGCACCGCAAAUAUUGGAGAAAUCUUCGUGUCGUGUCGCCAAACAAAGGCGUUUCUAGAACAAUCGUGCCCAGUGAUUUCGAAAUUUUUUUUACAUUUUUUCGAAGCUCCACUGCGGCAUGCUGACCAGGGUUUUAACCGGCCAGUGCAAACUCAAUUUUCACAUAGAAACUAUUCAGCGCGCUGAGUCUUUUUCAUGUGAUCUUUGUGUAUCCGACUACAGAACCUCAUUUCAUCUGGUAUGCAACUGCUCAGCAGUAACGCAAUCGCGAUUUCGAGUUUUCGGCUGUCCUUACAUAGACGACACCAUAUUUGGACGACUGAAACUCAGAGACAUACUAAAGUUUCUUAUCCAAUGUGGCAUAGAGCUUUAGGCUUACUCGCAGGCGAGUUGAACUACCUGCUGUUUGUUUUUGUUUUUGUACUGAAAUUUUUCCCACCCUUCCAAUUCUACUUCCUCCCUCCUCCUUCUCCUUUCCUUCCACAAGGCGCAAAUCCCCGACUACAAACGGGGAACGUGCCAUUUAAGCCAAUAUAUUCUGAUUCCUGAUUGAUUUCAAAUUUCUAAGACCAGGGGCUGUUUACUUCGGCUUGGUGUCAGCGAUAUCUCGCACUGUUAUGUUAGACUGCCUCUUAAUAGAAAAAUUCUAGCCUUUACAAGAAAUCUCAUCAGCCUAUAGUUUUUCGGAGCAGUUACAGAUGUCCACACAGGGGGAUCGUCAGAGCCGGACUCUUCCUGAGCCAAUAAAGCAUAACGAUUUGUCGUGAGUGGCGUAACUCUCUUUAGAAUUUCUGCAAAAUACUGCUUAGAGUAUCUUCUAAGAGAACAGUUCAGGUUCUCCAGUCAUGAUAAUAAAUCAUGUGGACUCUUCCCACAAUAGGCACACUUUUCAAAAUUCCCAUUGCAAGAGCUUGUUGCUACAAUGGCCCACUCGUUUUGUGUUUAGUGUAAUGCAUGAUGCGUGGUAUAUAUAGCGGAACAGGCAGAGACGAACCUUGUCGACCGAGAUGUAAUUAAGCAUAACAGAUCCAUCAAAGGCCACACGAUACAAGUUUGAAGGGACAAUCAAUUUUAUUCCGUCCUGUGUGAUUGCCACUUAAAAUCUUUAAACAUCGAUAUUGACUGGGUGAACACGCCAUCGAUCUCAACUUUGUGAGCGGGUAUGUAGAUGCGGUAGCCCUUCAUAAAAUGCUUUCCGCCAGUAACAUCAUUUACUCGCUUAAGACAGAAUUUCACAAAUCUGAGCUUAUCAUGGCAAACAUUCGAAAUACCUGUCACCGCUGAAUAUUUCUGCGUCACUUCUUUUGAAAUAUUUAGAAUACUUAGCGGUUUAUCUUUGAUCUGAAAGAAGAUCAGAUGGUCUUUGAUGACGCAUCUUGUUCGACAUCCAUUUUACCACCAACUGGAUUUUAUCAGAAGAGUUUUUUUAUGUACCAACUUCGAGUCCGGUGCAAAGUGAAAACGUGAAGAAAACGAAGGAUGAAUCAUAAAUUACGGGAGAUCUAAUAUUCUAAUAAGCUGAAGGAUAGUAAAGCAAAAAUUGUUGUACCUAUCUUCACUCGAUAUAUGGCGAGAAGAUACCGAUUUUCUUAACAACUGGCACGAAGAAUGUGAAAAAAACCUAUAAGAGCAACAGAUCUUGAACGCAUCUUUGUUUUACUCGCAUGUGAAUAAAGAUGAGUAGGUUGUCUGGUACAUGACACUUAAAUUGGUAAUUCGAUUCUUUCUAACUUUCUAACUUGCGUAACUUUUAUUGUAUUUGACCGAAAUGUACCAAAAAUUGUGCAAUUUCCCUUUAGAGUUCAUUGUUUACAUUUGCUAAGUUUUUCAGUUAUCAGUUAAAAUCCGGUCAAGAUGGAAGAAAAUCAACAAUGCAUUAACCAUAGACGGCACCGGUGGUUGAGUGGUAAGCAUGACCGCCACUCAUCCCAGUGUGUCUGGCAUCAAUCACAGCCGAGGUCUUUGCAAUUUUCUGAGGUGAAAAAUCAGUAGCCACGUCUUCCUUCGAAAGGGAAGUGAAGCCGUUGGUCCCGGUCCAUGUGUUGAUGGGCCGAUAUCAAGGGUCCAGUUAUUGGAACUCAGUGCUGACAGAGACCGAUGGAAAAUAAACAAAAAAAACCAUGGAGGCGACGACCACGCUAGGGCUCUGCCUCUGAGUAUAUGUUGUAGUUAUGGUUACGGUGGCAACAGAGACCGGGACAAGAGUCAGUCAGACUUUAUGGGAAAAAAUAGGCAUGGAGUAUAAAAACCAAAACAAUUAAAGCAUUUUUCCUCGACAUCCCAGGACACCAGGACAGUUAGACCAAAACCAGAACAUGUCCUAGGAAACCAGAACGUAUGGUCACCCUAUGUAGGUAUAGCAAAAGAUGAAGCUGUUUUAUAUAACUGCAAGAUUGCAAGCAAUGUUAACAUUAAUUACAAGUGAUUGUCGCCUUACAAUUGUUGUAAGAGAUUUCUGUUUUGGUCAAUAAUUCACAGACCUUUAGAAGUUAAUGAAUUAUCAAAUUGAAACAAGUUUGUUUUUAGCUUCAAAUUGAUAUAAAGAGAUCUCUCAAUUUUCUUUUGUUGAUAUGAAAGGUUUGAACACUCAUAAAAUUAAUAAUCUACAAAAUUAGUCUUUGAUUGAGUAUAUACGAACCAAAAUUGUUUUCUUUUAAGUUCCGGAUGGAGCAGUCCCCUCAAACAACUCAGUCUUGAAUAUUCAACACGAGAACAACUCUGCAUGUGCGAGUAUGUCAAUUCAACUAUACUGUACGGGUAAUUACCCUCAACAGACGAUGAAUAUGACCCGGAAACCGCAACAUAAACCCACCCACUCUAAAAACUCUCACCACCCCCAGGCAAACCAGUAUCGUUUGCGUGUUGUUGCUCUUUUCCUCUUGAACAAACUUUUCAAGAUUCACAUCUCACUUGGCUCUCCAGUCCUCAUCGAGCCCUAUCAGCGGACCCUCCUCCUCCACGAUGGAGAACUAAUUUUUCAUUCUGCCCUUUUUUCCGCAUCAAAUCGUCCCCACAUGUUUAUUUCAGAUCGCUUCCAAUUAUGGCCUGAACCUCGAUCAAAAACCUGUCCAUCCCUUUGCCGUUCGUUGAUUGAUGAUGGACGGUUGUUGGUUCUCCCUCUUGUCUGUUUACCUCUAGGCUCGCUGACAGGACACCCGCUAGUAUCUGUUGUAAGGGGGCUAAGUUUGUAAAGAUUGUUAUCUUCUGUUCCUUUUCUGCCGUUGGGAACGCUGCGAGGUGUAGUGUUUCUGUUAGAGUAGCAUAGCCAAGCAAUCGGGGGAAGGGUUGAUAAAAACUAUUCAAACAAUGUCCUCGGCUGUUCGUUUGCGUCGUUUUCGAAGUAAACGGUGCAAUCGUGUUGGCGGAUUUUCUUACUUCUGUUUCGUUCUAAAUAUUAAGCAACUAUGUACGUUGGUGCACUAUCACAACCGAUGGAAACAGGAGUAAUACUUGCCAGUGAACUCAGGGUGCUGAACGACAAUGCUAGUCGAAUCAUUACACUUAUACAGCUGCUGAUGGUCAUUGAACUUUAUUGGAUCAGAUUAUCUUUCGAAAUGUUUCGAGAACUAUGUUGGUGCUUAAUGCGAAUAUAUAUGUUAAUUUUAAAUUUGACCCCAGCUUCGCACCACAGAUUUUUAUUUUUAUCCUAGUUCUAUGCUGUAAAAUUUUGAGGUUAAGAAAAUGGUCUACAUACUUGUAGGUAGAAUGGAAUCGAGUUUUUACACCCCUCCACUGAAGCGUCUCAUGACGACAUUUUUUUUUUGAAUGCUAGCGUACCCUUAUUGUCCUGUAAGCAACAGAUUUCACCUUUCGCUGCUGGAUGUCGUCGUGUUCGCAGAAGGGACCUCCUUCACCUAUCUACCAACCGAUCGUUAUCGCCAUCAAUCAUUCUGUCAUAGCCAACGACUCAUUGCGAGAACGAACGGCUCUAGUGUGCGGUGGUUUGCCGAUUGCAUGUGGUGUUGAACGGGGCGCAGGAGAGCUGCAGAGGGAUUCCAGAAUAAAUCAAAUAAAUAAUUAAAUGCCUCCGUUGAUGGGAUUUUUUCUCGAUUUGGAUGCAAGGUGCUCGGUUCAAUUUCGUAUAAAGAAAGCGGUGGGAUUAUUAUUCCAUUAGACUAGACGGCAACGGCAUGUCGGAGUGCGUGCCUGCCACGGUAGCACUAAUGGUUUUCGUCUAAAGUUCUUCUCCUUUUUCGUCUCGCUUGGUUCCCUAGAUGUAACCGGAACCAGCCGGUUCGUAAUAUCAUCUUUCUUCACUUAAUAAUCAUUUGAGCAUUCGCAUAAAGCUUAUCUGGUUAGCAACAAGCGGGUUUAAUUCGUUUCGCAUCCUCACGGAAUCUCAAUAUGAUGUAGUUAGAUUCACUUGUUGCUUUUUCCGAUUUUAUUGAUGAGUUUGAUCUAUUUAAAUUUUGAACUUGACACUGACUGACAUAACCAUAAAGUGAGAUAAUCAAUAUUACUUCAAACAAUGUUUCACAAUUAGCAUAAGAGAAAGAAGCCUUGAAGUUCACAAGAGUGGAUCAGGAAAACAGUAUUUUAGCAUAGCUGUCGUAGUGAAUUCUGCUCUAGAUGUGGUAGAAGAGAGAAUUCAAUCUAGCAAACUGAGGACACUUUAUUGAUUUAUAGUUGAACAUAGAUUUUCUAUUUUCAACUAGCUUCGAGUUCGAAGAAAGUGGCGUCACUAAAAGUAAUGGAAUCAAAAAACGCGGAAUCAUGUUAUGUUAUGUUUAUUGGAGAGCUUGAACCUCGAUGGGUCAUUUGCCCUUAAAAAAUCGUUAUUGCAUUUCAUUUAUUACUAAGAUCUUCUUCUGUCUGCUUUGUUUUCGCUGUCUGGACUGGCUAUGUAGGGACAGGUCUGUGGGCCGCGGAAAACAUCCCCGCAGCUCGGUUGAGUGCGGCGGAUGACCCGCGUGGGAUUAUCUCGGGUCUCGUUACUGGGCCUGUAGGGUGCUGAUGGUAAGUCCAUUGGGCCACUGUUCCUUUGGGCCAUGGGUGACCUCUGGAGUGCGACAGAGGGCCCAUUGAUGGGGUAGCCGUGGUAUGCUUCUGUUUCGAUGCCUUCGAAGAUUCCGAUUUUGGCUAAUCUGGGCCCGAGAACCCGAGCAAACGAUGAGCUCAUAAUAUCCCCAUGGUCAUGGUCCAUGGUAUAUGGUAUUUUGAUAGUGGUAAUACACAUGUAAAAACCAUAUUUUGAUGUGUUUAAGCUGAGACCAUUGUAUGGUGGUUUCAUGGUUGUAAAAUUCGUAACGGAACAUAUUCAUGGUCUUUUAAGGUGCUUUACAGUGUUUGAGAUCAUGAGAAUUUGCUAGGGAAGCCUCUCCAGCAUCCAGUAGGGGGUGGGGCAGAGAGCCUGAAGUUGGUUGGGUUUUCGCUGGUAGUAUGGUUGGUGGCUUUUGGCAGAUCUAAGCCUCGGGAAAACCUCUCCAUUACCCAGCGAGAGUGUAGCCCGCAGAUGAUUAUGUUCUCACUGAUGGUAAAGUUGAUUGCUUUUUGCUUGUCUAGGCACCCUCCAUUACACAGGAAGGGUGCGGCAGAGGGCCCGCGAUUGGUCGUAUUGCCUUAGAUACGAUCGUACAGACCGGUGUCCUUUAGGAAUAGAAUGUGUACCUCCUCCCGGACUGGGUCGUUGGCCAGCACGUCCCGUAUUGAUUCCGAUUCAUCAUAUUAUCGCUAGAGGUCCUCGAACUCCCGGCAGUUGCAGCGGAGGUGUUCAACGGAGAGUCGGAUGUUGCGAGGUACGCAGUUCGGUAUUGGUUCUCUGGAGAUGGUGUGGGCGUGGGUCACUCUGCUGUGUCCCAGCCGGAGUCGGGAGAGUAUCUUUGCUCUUUCAGGUUUGAUCGGUCCGUCCAGCUCUCGGAUGAUCCCUUGACCUUCUGUGUAUGGCCUCGAGAUCUCUGCUAGUGGUUGGUGAAUCCGUGCCGCCGAUUUGUGUUGAGGGUUCGUUUACCAUGUAGAGAUAGCUGGUCGGCAUUCAUAUCGCUGUGGUCAGGUACCCAUCAUACUGUAACCAGUGGGUCUCGUUGGGUCUCGAUGGCCUGCACAAAAGGGAUGGUGGACGUUCCGAAUCCAAUGUUCUUCAGUACUGACAGGGAGUCAAUGAAGAUAACUGUUGGUUAGUGAAAACUGAACGGGAGGGGGGAAGGCGGAAGUAAAGUCCGCUAAUUCCAGCUCCGACCCAGUCGCUCACCUUGGAACCGUUGGUGUAUACUUUGAGAUGUUAUUGGUACAUGCGGUUGAUGAGUUCCCUGUAUUUUAAUAUAAUGCUCCUCGGGAGGUCGCCAAUCUUUGUUGUGGGGGUGAGGCUGUUGUCGAUGUUCAGUCAGGACAUCGUGCCACGCUCGUGGUCUCAUGCGAUGCAGUCGGGCGAUGGUUGGAAGGGGUUUGUUGGUGAGCUCCUGGUGGAUGAACUUCCUGUGAUGGUGAGAAGGUGGCACUCGUUGCCCGCUGUCCUCUCAAGGAAGUUUAAUGCCCGUUUGAGAGCUACCCUGGCUGCUUCCCAGCGGCCCGACACAGGCUGCUUUGGCAGGAGUGUCUGAAAGUAGUCCGGAGAAUAACCACUCCGCUCCCUGAUAUAGUGGUGUGUGGAUAGUGAAGAGCCCAUCUAAGUUUCGGCACGUAAGUUAGAUCCCGUACAAUAUUUUGCUGUUUAUUACGAAUCGUCCGAUGCUAAGUGCCGGUUGCUUUUGGGGGACGGGAACAGAUAGUGCAGACUAGCCGCCUUCUGCUUUCAUAGUACUAAUUAGUCGGAAAUGGGGUAUCAAGGUAAGUAUCCUGUCGAGGGUGACUCCGAUGAUGACUGAUUUCUUCCGAAUUCUUCAGUUUGGAUGUUGUUGAGACGGCUUGGCCUGGAGAUCGCUAAGUGGUGGCUGCUGCAGCACAGGGAGUGAUGGCGCAUUUUUCGAUGCAUAUAUUGAAUUCUGUGGCGAGUGCCCAUCGGCCUACGGCAUCGACAGUCGCCUUUAGUGAUCUCCAGGUACGCGUAAUGGUUUUCCCCAGGGCCACCAGGAUGAUGUCAUCGGCGUAAACGAACACGUAGAUACUACCGGGUAGCGCUGCGAAGAGUGAGUUCAUCUUGAUGAGAAACAACAUCACGACUAGCACUGAGCCUUGCGGCACCGCGUUGAUCUCAUGGAACUUCUGGGAUAAGGUCCCGCCUAUACAGACCCAGAAGCGGUGGUUGGUGAUGUAAUUGCGGAAAAAUGUGCCGAGGUUUCCCUGCAGACCCCAUGGAUUGAGAUCUUGGUGCACGCCUUCUCGGCACACUGUGUAGUAGGCUUUUGAUAGGUCAAGGAUGGCGAUGUUGGCGUGUAGGUUUUCUAAUACGGCCUUGCCGAGCACUUUCCCAAGGGAUCCUAGGUGGGCUCCGGUUCCGAGUCCUUCUCGGAAGACAAAUUGGCGUGGGUCAAGAAGUUGGUGAUCUUCCAGCCACGUAGUCAGUCACCAGUUGUCCAUCCAGAGUUUUAGCGGUGCAGGACAGCAGGCUGAUUGGCCGGAAGUCGCUAGUGAUACGGGUGUUCUGGCAUUUUUUGGGGAUGGGUUCCACGUGGGCCAGUUUCUAUUUUUGCGGGAAAGUACCUUCUUGCGUUGAAGAAGUCCAAAAGGGCUCUAAUAUCGAAGCAUCGGAUAUCCCACCCUGCGGUGUGUUCCAUCGCAGUGAAGGAUUUGUUGUAAUUGAGUGUGAAGGUGUAGUCUACUGUUGCGCUGGAUAAAGACAGCGGACACAACUUUGUCGGAGGAUAAGGAUUGGAAAUGGUGUCCUAUCCUGUCCGCGAUUUCCUCAGGAUCGGUGAUGGUAGUGUUGUUUACUGAUUGGGAGUAGCCGAUUUGACGGUGUUUUCCGCUGAGCGCCUUUACUCGUCUCCACAGUUCGGCGGUUGUGGAGUCCGGGUUGAUGCUGCCGACGAAGUUAAUCCUUGGCUGCUAUGCUCAUUUUUCUUGCUGCGUUUCGGAUUGUUCUGAAGUUGUCCACCCCUUGAUUCGGAGUACUUAUCCGCCCUCAAGGAAGAUCACUCAACUAACCCACGCAACUCACGAUAAUACAAUCUACCUAUUUAAAGUACUGACUGGUGAUUUGGUGUACGUAACAUGGACUUAUACUUCGAUAUCGUCAGGUCUGGUAUUAACUAUUAACUAAUAGUGAGGCUUGUCGUAUUCCCACCACUCGAACACCGUAAAGAACACAUGAAAAGGAGUUCUUCAAAUGCCGUAUCACCUCUCUUUUAGUGCGACAUCUUUGUCACUGUUGUUUUACCAACGAAUAGACGAAUUGAUAAGUCAAUACUUAACAUCAACUGCUACGGUGUAGUUCCACAUUGCAGGAAUAUAACAUAUUAUUGUUUUUUGUUAUCGUCUAAUGUACAAAUAAACAAAAAUCUUAAAUCUGUUGCUUUGCGUGGUAGCAGUAUCUUUAUCUGGCCGAGUCAGAGCAUGUACUAUUGAUUUAAAAGAUUGCGUUAUUUCAGGAUACAUGUUCUUUUCAGGCGUUAUGUUCGGCUUCCAGUCUUUGAAAUAUUUAACAAACGGAAUGUCUACUUUUCAUCCGACGUUUCGGCGGCAAGUAUUGCGCCUUUCUCAAGGAAAAGAUACAUGAUUGGUUGUAUUCGCUGAAGUGCAGUGGUUAUAGUACUCAUGUUGUGGCAAAUAUCUAGAUAAUUAUCAGUUAAAUAGACAAUUUUAUAUAAAUAUAAAUGUGGAUGAAUCAGCACUUAUACUUGGACUUGUGCUAGUUGCUCCAGCCGCCUAUGGUAACAGUGGACAUAAGAAAGAAUCUGGGAUAUUAUUUCGGAAUAGUAAAGAAUGAUUUUAACUAAACGACUAUUUCAGUUCCAAGAUUAUGGCUCUAUUUACUGAGUAGAGAUGUAAGCAGUCCCAAUUCAAAGAAAAAAUGCACUUUUCGAAAAUAUGUUUACAGCCCACCGAAGUGCAAUCCAGGGUUAUCGGAAAUGAUUACAGCUCGCCUACUGUUUUCAUUAAUCAUACGCACUUGUACCAUCGACAAUCACGUGACGAAAACGCAUUAAUCACGGCUGCAGUGUUGACAUUUAUUCCUCUACAAUGUGAUUGUUUAUCUUCCCAUCCCACAAGUCGGUGUUAUAAAAAUCAUCGAACAUCAAAUAUGAUAAAUGUUUUCCAACCUUGGUUAACUUUUUUCCUCCCCCUGUAUUACAGUCAUCAAUCGGAAUAAUGGUAGUAGCUGUAAGUACGCCAUAUCCAUCAUAAUUAGUGCCAGGUUUCAGUGAGUGAAGUUACGAUUCCAUGGAUAUUAAAUAUGACCUAUUCGUUGCGCUCAUCAACUAGUGCUAAAUCAAAUUAUGUUCAGUUCCAAUGAAACCAUAAUUAAACAUGUCCAUUUUUUUUUUUGUUACCUAAUGAAAACUAUAACCUCACGCCGUACCGCCAACCGUAAACCACAGUCAAUUCCCCGGCACAUCGGAUUAAUUUUCCACACGUUUAACGAAGUAAACAAGCCGCUGAAGUGCGCGACCAGUAAACUAUUUUUCAAAUCGAAUCAAAACACAAUCGUCAACAUUAUCAAAAACAGGAACAACCGCAACACACUGCUCUCAGCCUCCCCAAACACAGACUGAAUCUCGGUGUGUCAAACAAAAAAAAGAAGAAAACAAAAAAAAACAACUUAUCUACCAGCAUCAUGGGUGGGCUGGAACUGUAAAAUAAAGCACUACAUACAAAGCGGAAAUGCUCUCUGAACCAACCAUUGUAAAUAGAAGAUAGAUUAAACGAAAUUUAAUAAAAGAAACAAAUCAAACAGUUGUUAGUUUUUUACGUUACAAUAAAAUACAAUUUAUUUCUUGUAAAUAGUGUACAAACGGAAUCAUCACACUGAAAAUUAUCGCAGUAUAACUUAUUAAAGGCAAAUAUUAUUAAGACAUUUGAACAAAAUAAUUGAAUAAAGGUACCAUACAAUGAAAUUUAAGAUCAAGAAAUGUAAAUAAAG
Molecule: messenger RNA, 20366 nt
Organism: Topomyia yanbarensis
Lineage: Eukaryota; Metazoa; Arthropoda; Insecta; Diptera; Culicidae
Gene: side-VII
Product: hemicentin-2
Exons: 14
Coding region: 2664-5441 (925 amino acids)
Molecular function (GO): protein binding
Source: RefSeq, a predicted model, not a curated record